This is a messenger RNA of Girardinichthys multiradiatus, 3843 nucleotides long. It is a transcript of the gene afg3l2, whose product is annotated as AFG3-like AAA ATPase 2. Gene Ontology annotation, cellular component: m-AAA complex; membrane. Gene Ontology annotation, biological process: protein-containing complex assembly; mitochondrial protein processing. The coding region runs from base 210 to 2654 and encodes 814 amino acids. The record is from RefSeq and is a predicted model, not a curated record. The transcript is spliced from 17 exons. Gene Ontology annotation, molecular function: zinc ion binding; ATP binding; metalloendopeptidase activity. NCBI's taxonomy places the organism in Eukaryota, Metazoa, Chordata, Actinopteri, Cyprinodontiformes, Goodeidae.
ACUGAUUUUAAUCAAGGAUGAGGGGGCAGGUUUCCCUGACCAACAUGGCGGCUGUUGGGACAGUCGGGUCCUAUUUCAUUUCUCUUUGGGGUUUAUAAAGUAUUUUCAGUGUGUCCUUCUCCACUGUUUCCCUUGCGACCUGCAGGCGGCGCAGUGAUCUGAAACAAACCCGAGAAGAAGAGUUGGAGAAAACAUGUCGGCGGUGCUGUAUGAUUACAGAACAUUUGGUUCGGACUCGCUCCGUGUUUAGCUUCUCCUCCAGCCUCAGUCAAAUGGCUCAGGUUCGGCUGUCAGUGGGCUGUAGGAGCCUGGUCCGGUUGCUGUUGCGGUCUGCCGGAUCUCCAACAAGGACGGUGGUAUCUUCAGUCGGUCCAGGACAGGUGGAGAAUGGACCGAGCCUGCUAAGCGACCUGCUGGGAGACUACAGGAGGCUGAGCUCCAAGCCACCCAAAGGAUUUGAGAAAUAUUUUCCUGGCAGCCAGAAAUCUACAAAAACUUCUGAAUCAGAAGCUGCAGCUAAAGAAUCUAAACCUACCAAUGCUCAGAAACCCUCUGGGAAGUCAGGAGGAGGAUCAGGAGGUGGAGGGAAACGAGGAGGUCGGAGGGAGGAUUCACACUGGUACAGCCGCCUGCAGAAGGGUGACAUUCCAUGGGACGAUAAGGAGUUCCGCAUUUACCUUCUGAGCGGUAUGGCGUUCUGGACCGCCGUCACCUACUACUUCUUCCUGCGGGAUGGAGGGCGGGAGGUCACCUGGAAGGACUUUGUCAACAACUACCUGUCCAAAGGAGCGGUGGACCGGUUGGAGGUCAUCAACAAACGUUACGUCAAAGUGGUGUUCUCGCCAGGGAAGACGCCGUUGGACGGGCAGUACGUCUGGUUCAACAUUGGCAGCGUCGACACCUUUGAGAGGAACCUAGAGACGGCUCAGAGCGAGCUCGGCAUUGAGAGCGAGAACCGUCUGCCUGUAGUCUACUCCACAGAGAGUGAUGGAACGUUCCUGCUGAGCAUGCUACCAACAGUGCUCAUCAUUGGUUUCCUGCUCUUCAUGCUGCGGCGCGGCCCAGCGGGGGCAGGCCGACCAGGCAGGGGUAUGGGUGGGCUGUUCAGCGUCAGCGAGACGACGGCAAAAAUCCUAAAGGACGAGAUCGACGUGAAGUUCAAGGACGUGGCUGGCUGUGAGGAGGCCAAGCUGGAGAUCAUGGAGUUUGUCAACUUCCUGAAGAACCCCAAACAGUACCAGGAUCUAGGGGCAAAGAUCCCCAAGGGAGCCAUCCUGACAGGGCCCCCGGGAACCGGCAAGACCCUGCUGGCCAAGGCGACGGCGGGUGAGGCCAAUGUGCCCUUCAUCACGGUGAACGGCUCAGAGUUCCUGGAGAUGUUCGUGGGCGUCGGCCCCGCCAGGGUCAGAGAUCUGUUCGUCAUGGCCAGAAAGAACGCUCCCUGCAUUCUCUUCAUAGACGAGAUUGAUGCGGUGGGUCGGAAGCGAGGCCGUGGAAACUUUGGAGGGCAGAGCGAGCAGGAGAACACGCUGAACCAGCUGCUGGUGGAGAUGGAUGGAUUCAACACUGCCACAAAUGUGGUAGUUCUGGCGGGAACCAACAGACCUGACAUCCUGGACCCGGCUUUGCUGAGACCCGGGCGCUUUGACAGGCAGAUUUAUAUCGGUCCUCCUGACAUCAAAGGUCGGGCAUCCAUCUUUAAAGUCCACUUGCGUCCUUUGAAGUUUGGACCCGACCUGAACAAAGACACUCUGGCCAAGAAGAUGGCUGCCCUCACACCUGGAUUCUCAGGUGCCGACAUCGCCAACGUCUGUAACGAGGCCGCUCUGAUUGCUGCCCGCCACCUUUCAGACACCAUCAGCCAGAAACACUUUGAGCAAGCUAUUGAGAGAGUCAUUGGAGGUCUGGAGAAGAAGACUCAGGUUUUGCAGCCAGAGGAGAAGAAGACGGUGGCGUACCAUGAAGCGGGCCACGCUGUUGCCGGGUGGUUCCUGGAGCACGCUGACCCGCUACUGAAGGUGUCCAUCAUUCCCAGGGGAAAGGGGCUGGGAUACGCCCAGUACCUGCCCAGGGAGCAGUACCUGUACACCAAGGAGCAGCUGCUGGACCGCAUGUGCAUGACUCUGGGCGGCAGAGUCUCCGAGGAGAUCUUCUUUGGCAGGAUCACCACCGGAGCUCAGGAUGACCUGAGGAAGGUCACACAGAGCGCCUACGCUCAGAUCGUUCAGUUUGGCAUGAACCCUAAGGUGGGUCAGGUCUCCUUUGACCUACCCCGGCAGGGGGAGAUGGUUCUGGAAAAACCAUACAGUGAGGCCACAGCGCGGCUAAUCGACACCGAGGUGCGAAUCCUGAUCGGCGAGGCGUACCGGAGGACCCAGCAGCUACUGAACGACAAAAAGGCUGAGGUGGAGAAGGUGGCGCAGCGGCUGCUGGAAAAGGAGGUUCUGGAUAAGAAUGACAUGGUGGAGCUGUUGGGCAAACGGCCAUUUGCAGAGAAGUCGACGUAUGAAGAGUUUGUGGAGGGAACCGGCGGCGAUGACGAAGACACAACGCUGCCAGAAGGCCUGAAGGACUGGAAUCAGGAGAGGAAGGACAAGGAGGAGAGCCCAGAGGAACAAGUUGCCAGACAGAUCUCUGGAGGAAUGCCCUUCUAGAUCCAAAACUGUUCUGCUGACACAAACAUUUCACACUUCCAGACUCUGCUGCCUGGAGGUCUGCUUCUAGAACCCGUUCUGCACCAAACACAAGUCCGCCAACAAACUGUUCUGUUGGGUUGUGACUCUUACCACCAGUCUGAAUCACUUGUUCUGAUCCUUUUCCAUCUGAGGGUCUACAGUUGCUCUUCAGAUAAGAACUCUACCGACAUUGUGCUUCACUACUUUUGUUCCACAGAACCCUCUCAGAACUCCGAACCAAGUCCACAACCUGGGAACAGGCAUAGAACCAAGUCUUCCAGAACGACAAGCAGGUUUCAGCUCACAAAUUACAUUUAGAACUGUUCCCUCCCACAUCCAGCCUGUAGAACAUGGAAAUACAGGCAGACGUUCUGGAUGGUAAAAGUGGGUUCCUUAUUAGAACACAGUUGUUAGUAGUCUCAGAAGAAAACCUCUGUUUGGAUUAAAGAACCCUGUAAGCUGGAUAUAGAGGCCAGAGCUGUUAAAAGAACAUCUCUGAACUCAAAAAACAUGACUAACAGUUUCCACCUGAUGUUCCUCUGUAGAACAUCUCACCGGGUUCUACAGAAUUGACAUUUGAUGUGGAAACAUUUGAACAAAAGUUAUACUAGAUUCUAGAUCAUUCAGGAACCAACGUAUGGUUCUAAGGUGGGGGUCUCCAACUCGAGUCCACAGGAUCUACUGUUCUACAGCGUUUACAUGCUUUUUCAUAGCUGGUUCAUUAUGUCAUCAGGUUCUGCAGAGGCCUGACUCAGGUGUGUUGAAACUGAACAGCUUCUAAAUGUUGCAGGACUGGCUCUCAAGAUCUAAAGUUGGAGACCACUGUUCUGUAAGGCUCCGUAGUUUGGCUUUUAGAACCUGUCAAAGGGAGGUUUCCCAUGAAGUUCUCCUGCUGGUGUUCCACUGUCUUACCUGUAGAACCUUUUUUUCUGAUAGAAAGUUUCAGAUCUGGAGUUUGUCCUCCGACUUUAGUGACAAGGACUCGGACUCGGAACCUUUGAGUUGAACCUGUCAGAAAAAUGGGCAGUUUGGUUUUAUUAAAGAACAAACCUUCAGAGAUCAUCACUGUCAGCGUGAGGAAGAGGCAGAGUGGUUCCAGCUUAAACCUCAAGGCUAUGAGUGUAAACAUGUAAAAUGAUGUGUGUUUAUAAUAAAGAUAUAUAUGUGG